Prorocentrum cordatum is the source of this 396-nucleotide messenger RNA. The record is from the annotation of a GenBank genome assembly. NCBI's taxonomy places the organism in Eukaryota, Dinophyceae, Prorocentrales, Prorocentraceae.
AUGGGGUCCGAGAACGGCCAGGACAGCCUGCUUGGCGUGUCGCGCCGCCGGCUCCGGUCCACCACGCUCCGGCGCGACGCGUUCGCCGCGUCCCAGGUGAAGGAUCAGAUUGCGAAGAAUAUUGCAGACCAGACGGUGGAGCAUAGAACCGAGAUCUUCCGGGCGCAGAUUCAAGCGUAUUAUGCCAAGUGGGUGCCAAUUGGCUCCAACAUACGCUAUCUAUCGAUGAGGAUGUGGACGACUCGGUUCGCAAGAUCUCCAUGUUACUGGCAGCGAAAGGCAUCACAGAUGUGGAUAAAGCCUAUUUCAAUCUCCGUCCAGGUGCAUUCCGAGCUGAUGUUUGGAGGCUCAUGCAGCUAUGGGCUGAAGGCGGUGUAUACUUGGACGCAAACAUAA